This is a messenger RNA of Penicillium macrosclerotiorum, 627 nucleotides long. RefSeq lists its product as uncharacterized. Gene Ontology annotation, cellular component: plasma membrane. The record is from RefSeq and is a predicted model, not a curated record. Gene Ontology annotation, molecular function: voltage-gated proton channel activity. Bases 1 to 627 code for a protein of 208 amino acids. Lineage: Eukaryota; Fungi; Ascomycota; Eurotiomycetes; Eurotiales; Aspergillaceae. The transcript has 2 exons. Gene Ontology annotation, biological process: proton transmembrane transport.
AUGGCAUCUAUCUUGCAUCCUUUACUUGGAGACCGUAGCCCUGGAUUGAUUCACCACUCACUUUUGUCAUUUCCCGAGGAAGAAACCCUUGUCGCUCGAUGGCGCAGGGUUGUCGGCAACUUCUUGAAUUCGAGAUGGGGCCAUUACCUCAUCCUCCUGCUCGUCACUAUCGAUGUCUGCUGUAGCUUUUCUGUUUUCCUCAUUCAAUUGCAUGUUUGCGAGUUGAAGUUGAACGGGUACCUUGUGGACCAUGGCUGGGGCAUUGCGGAAGAAGCUCUCGGUGUCGCUGGGCUGGUGAUUUCAUGCCUAUUUAUGGUUGAAUUGAUUAUGGUAACGUUUAGCUUUGGAACGGGGUAUUUUUCCACCUGGUUUCAUAUUUUCGAUUCACUGGUGAUUCUAGUUGCCUUUGUCAUCUCAAUCUCGUUUCAAGGCUUUGAAGAGGAACUGGGCUCGCUCGUGGUCGUUCUGCGUCUCUGGCGCGUGUUUCAAAUCAUCGAAGAGUUGAAAUCCGCCAGUGAGGACACCCUCGGGCUAUAUCAACAAGAGAUUGAUAGGCUUCGGGAAGAGAAUUCUAGUCUGCGGCAGAGAUUGAACGUGGUUGUCGACGGAAAUGACGGCAUAGCAUGA